CGGCGCGCAGGCAAGAUGGCGUUGCGUCUGCUGAGGAGGGCGGCGCGCGGAGAGGCGGCUGCGGCGCUGCCGAGGCUGAAAGCAUCUCUGGCAGCUGAUGUGUCCAGGCUUGGGUACAGUUCCUCACCCAAUCACAAAUACGUUCCCCGAAGGGCAGUGCUCUAUGUUCCUGGAAAUGAUGAAAAGAAAAUUAAGAAGAUUCCCUCUCUGAAUGUGGAUUGUGCAGUACUCGACUGUGAGGAUGGUGUGGCUGUGAACAAAAAGGAUGAAGCUCGAUUGAGCAUAGUAAAAACUCUUGAAGACUUUGAUCUGGGCCCAACUGAAAAGUGUGUCAGAAUCAACUCAGUGUCCAGUGGUCUGGCCGAAGAAGACCUGCAGGCCCUCCUGCGGUCCCGGGUCCUUCCUUCCAGCCUGAUGCUCCCGAAGGUAGAAGAUCCUGAAGAAAUCCAGUGGUUUUCAGACAAAUUUUCAUUCUACUUACAAGGCCGAAAACUUGAACAACCUAUGAAUUUAAUCCCUUUUGUGGAAACUGCAAUGGGUUUGCUCAAUUUUAAGGCAGUGUGUGAAGAAGCACUAAAGAACGGGCCUCAAGUGGGUCUUUUUCUAGAUGCAGUCGUUUUCGGAGGAGAAGACUUUCGAGCCAGCAUAGGUGCAACAAGUAGUAAGGAAACCCAAGAUAUUCUCUACGCCCGACAAAAGAUUAUUGUUGUAGCAAAGGCCUUCGGUCUGCAGGCCAUAGACCUGGUGUACAUCGACUUCCAGGAUGGAGAGGGGCUUCUCAAGCAGUCGAGAGAAGGAGCUGCAAUGGGAUUUACUGGUAAGCAGGUGAUACACCCUAACCAAAUUGCAGUGGUCCAGGAGCAGUUUUCUCCUUCCCCUGAAAAAAUUAAGUGGGCUGAAGAACUGAUUGCUGCCUUUAAAGAACAUCAACAAUUAGGAAAGGUCAGUCCCUGUGUCCUACUGGAGGCUCAGCAAGUGUUGGCCAACUGACCAGGGAGUAUUGCCAGACCAGGGAAAGAUCAAGUGGCACAGAAAGACACUUGCAGAUAAAGGAGAGCAGGAAGGUAAGAGUGAUUCUGUCUUCCCAAGUCAUUGUCCCUUCAGUCACCCAGCUCAGGCCCCACAAAAGAAACAAGCUUCACUCAGAACCAUGUUUUGGGUGCUGGAUUCUGGGGAUUCAAAGAUAUGUGAGACCCUGUCUUCAAGGGCUUCCCAACGCAGUGACAAAGCGACGUAAAGAAAGAAUUACAAAAAAAAAAAAAAAGAAAGAAUUACAGUAGAGUGUGACAAGCGUUGUUACAGGAGGAUGUGUAAGGGAAGGAAGGAGAGAAAUGAGCCCAACCAGGGAAGUCUAAAAGUGAUUCACGGACAUGACAUCUUCUGACGUCUUGAAGCAUAGGAGCAGUUUGCCGGACAGACAGGGAAAGGACCAUCAGAGUAGAGAGCAGAGCCUGUGAGAGAGGUGCAGAGGUGUGUGUGUCUGUGUGUGUGUGUGUGUG
This is a messenger RNA of Physeter macrocephalus (sperm whale), 1499 nucleotides long. It is a transcript of the gene CLYBL, whose product is annotated as citramalyl-CoA lyase. The coding region runs from base 16 to 990 and encodes 324 amino acids. NCBI's taxonomy places the organism in Eukaryota, Metazoa, Chordata, Mammalia, Artiodactyla, Physeteridae. The record is from RefSeq and is a predicted model, not a curated record. The transcript is spliced from 8 exons. Gene Ontology annotation, molecular function: (S)-citramalyl-CoA lyase activity. Gene Ontology annotation, biological process: regulation of cobalamin catabolic process.